UAGAAAUAUAUUGAAGAUGAUGCUUAUGCUUCAGUUGUGCUAUGUUUUGAUUACUUAUGGUGGUUUGAAAUAUACAAAUCCCACGAAUUUCGAAAGAGAAUUGCCAAGUAGAAUCAUUCAAAAAGGAUUCAUUGUAAAAGCCUACGUCGAAGAAGCGUUGUACUUAGAUACUCAAAUUACUUUCUUCUACACAUUUGGAAUUCGUCGAUUUGCAUUCAGUGAACUUUUGACAAAUUCUUCUAGCGUUAACAUCGAAGAAACUUUCAUACAAGUAUGUAAUGUGGAUAAAUUGAAUACAUCAGUUUGUAAUGAAUACAAUGUUACAAAGAUGUUUAAAUUGGAGAGUUUGAAAGGGAAAACUAUAGAAGUGGAAUAUGACAGAGUAAGUAUUCAUAUUUUUACACGUUUACUAAUCGCUUUUAAUUAA
This is a messenger RNA of Centruroides sculpturatus (bark scorpion), 427 nucleotides long. RefSeq lists its product as uncharacterized. The transcript has 3 exons. Bases 17 to 427 code for a protein of 136 amino acids. NCBI's taxonomy places the organism in Eukaryota, Metazoa, Arthropoda, Arachnida, Scorpiones, Buthidae. The record is from RefSeq and is a predicted model, not a curated record.